Molecule: messenger RNA, 1005 nt
Organism: Parastagonospora nodorum SN15
Lineage: Eukaryota; Fungi; Ascomycota; Dothideomycetes; Pleosporales; Phaeosphaeriaceae
Exons: 1
Coding region: 62-919 (285 amino acids)
Cellular component (GO): mitochondrion
Molecular function (GO): oxidoreductase activity; molybdenum ion binding
Source: RefSeq, a predicted model, not a curated record
GGCUUUACCGCAGCAUAACGUUGUAUGCGCGCUGCAAUGCGCGGGAAAUCGCAGACACACCAUGCGGACCAAGUUGAAGGAAGUCUGCGGGAUAGACUGGUUCGACGGCGCGGUCAUGAACUGCAAAUGGACGGGACCACUGCUAGCUGAUGUGCUAAAGAAAGCUGGAGUCAAAGUCGAGGGAGAUAAGUGGAAAGACGCACAUGUAGCAUUUGCAUGCUACCAGACGGAAACGCAGGAUGACAAGUUCUACGGCGCGUCGAUUCCGCUGGCUCGCGCGAUGGAUCGUGAGAGCUCGAUCAUGCUGGCGCUGGAGAUGAAUGAUAAGCCACUUACGCCGAAUCACGGUGCGCCGGUGCGUGUCGUCACUCCUGGUAUUGCUGGAGCGAGGAGUGUGAAGUGGUUGGAUAAGAUCACUGUGCAGAUGAAGGAGUCGGAGAGCUAUUACCAGCAACACGACUACAAGAUCCUGCCGCCGGAAGCUGACACAAAAGAGAAGGCGGAGGAGUGGUGGGGGAAAGUGCCCGCGAUACAAGAUAUGCCCGUCAACAGUGUGAUCGGGAUGCCAUCUUCAGGCUCAACAGUGAAGCGCGGUGAUGAUGGCACGAUUGAAGUCAGGGGAUAUGCUCUACCGAGCGGCGCGGAUGGACCCAUAGUCAAAGUCGAAGUCAGCGUCGACGGAGGUCAUACCUGGAGUGAUGCCGAGCUCAUUCGAGAUUACAAGGGUGACCACGCCGAGCUGAGGUGGGCGUGGUGUCUGUGGAAAGCGAACGUCAAGGUGGAAAAAGGCAAACACGACAAGAUCUGGAGUCGUGCGACAGACAGGAGUGGUAAUACGCAGGAGCAGACGUGCGAGUGGAACUACCGAGGCGUAGGGUAUAAUGCAUACGGAGAGGUGUGUGAUCUUAAUAUCGUCUAGGAUUUGGCAUGAUAGAUGGAGCGUUGCGUUAUAAUUGCAUCACUAAGCCAGCGAUAAUCGAAUAUCUUCCUAUCAUUCCGUGUCUG